AUGAACAAAGAAGAACCAAAGCCCGUUGAGGGAAGUCCUAUCCGGACUGAACUUGCUGCCUUUCGCGCCUCGUUCAAUUCGGUUUGCAAAGAUAGAGAUAUCUCCUGCAGCCCAGAUACCCUGAGUCAGCUUAGCAAUACAGACCUUCGGCGGCUUUCUCUCAAUCUCUUGGUUGCGCUGCAGAAUCUCCCAGCCGCCAGACUGGUACCUUCCAGGACGGGACGUGGGACUCUCGAAAGCGACCUCCUGAGACUCCUUUCUGCUGUCACAUCGGACAAUUUCGACUUUGCGCGUAUCAAAGAAUUGCUCAAGAAAGCCCUUACCGAUAAGCCUCAAGAUACACUGAUCUGGGAUCUUGUGUCUGGUGCUGCCGUCGAAUCCACCCCGCCUCCCCGACCAAUACCCUCGACGAUCCAUCAAACGCCGUUGAGUCAGAACACGAGCGGCCUCGUGAACUCGUCGGAAUUCCGCCAUAGUGUGGACCCGAUCCUGAAGUUGGAGCUCGAACAUCUCUAUGCUGGACUUCCCCAUUUCCACAAAGCCUUCUUUGGAGAUGUGCCAGACCUCAACAUGGUCUCCGAGGACGUCUUCCGGAAGUGCUCCGAAGGCGACACUCCACUCUUCAGGGAGGGGUGGAGUGGAUGGCCGGCAGCCGCAAAAGAGAGCGACGUGCUGACUUGGUUUGGCGACUUAAUCCCGAAGCUGGAGGCAUUCGCAGGCGACCGCAUUUCGACUCCGGCGACUCGGCGAAAGCUGCUGGCGCAGCCGAGAACACCAUUGGAAUCGAGAUAUCGUUGGUCGCACAUCCUCGUUGCUGGCGAACUGAAAAGUAAUCCGAAGGCCGACACCGCAUCAGUUGCGUGGAUUGAUCUCGCAAGGUAUGCAAGAGAGGUAUUCGCUGCUCAAGACACCCGCCGCUUCGUCUUGGGUUUUACUCUCUGCGGAUCUCGUAUGAGGGUAUGGGAGUUCGACCGGCUCGGGGGGAUCGCCUCCGAACAAUUUGACAUCAACAAGGAGGAAGGCGGGGUACAGUUUGUGGCCACAACCCUGGGGUUUCUGCGCAUGAACGAGGAAAUGCUCGGGUUUGACCCUACCGUUAUGACAUCCGGCGACCAGCAAUAUAUCGAGAUCGAGCGAAACGACAAAACAGAGCGUCUCCUCAUUGAUAAGGUCAUGAAACGAGCACGUUGCAUUGCUGGUCGGGCGACAAUAUGUUGGAGAGCACAUAGCAAGGAGGAUCCGCAGACGCCGCUUGUUAUCAAGGACUCGUGGCAAUACACAGAUCGGGACGAAGAAGGGCAACUCCUCCGAGAGGCGACUGACAAAGGGCGAAGUAGCGGCGCCGGCGUGAAACGACCAUCCAGCGAGAUGGACGCCGCUCUGCCGCCGUGCAAACGAUCUGGUUCAACAUCUCCGGUGAAGGCAAGCAUCGAAGCCCUGCCAAACCGUAUACAUCGGCGGGUCAUUCUUCGCGACUAUGGAAAGCCGAUAUAUAAUGCAAGCUCACCCGUGGCGCUGCUUGCUACGCUAGAGGGUUGCAUAGAGGGUCACCAAUCCUUGUACAAAGCGGGCUUUCUCCACAGAGACAUCUCCAUCAACAACCUCAUGAUCAAUGAGGACGAUGAAAACCCCUCCCAGCGAGCUUUCCUGAUCGACCUUGACCUCGCCAUUAAAGCCCAACGAGAAGGUGCCUCGGGAGCAAAAGGGAAGACGGGUACAAGGGCAUUCAUGGCCAUCGGGGCACUGCUAGGCAACGAGCAGCACUCCUUCAUGCACGACCUUGAGUCAUUCUUCUGGGUGCUGUUCUGGAUAUGCAUCCACUACAACGGCCCGGACGACGGCAAGACAGUUCCCCGAUUUGAGAAAUGGAAUUAUGUGGAUACGGAAGAGUUAGCAGAGUUGAAAAAGGGCCAAGUUUCCCACGAGCGAGACUUCAUUAAUACUUCAAGAGAAUACUUCACCACAUACUACCAGCCUUUGGUACCUUGGGUCAACAUAUUGCGAAAGGCGGUAUUCCCUAACGGCGGGAGAUGGGAGAAGGAAGACGAUCAGUUAUAUCUACGAAUGAAGGAGAUUAUUCGGGAAGCUCAGAAGGAUGCAAAACUGGCAAGCGUGUAG
Hirsutella rhossiliensis is the source of this 2118-nucleotide messenger RNA. RefSeq lists its product as uncharacterized. Bases 1 to 2118 code for a protein of 705 amino acids. The record is from RefSeq and is a predicted model, not a curated record. Gene Ontology annotation, molecular function: protein kinase activity. Gene Ontology annotation, biological process: protein phosphorylation. The transcript is spliced from 4 exons. NCBI's taxonomy places the organism in Eukaryota, Fungi, Ascomycota, Sordariomycetes, Hypocreales, Ophiocordycipitaceae.